Penicillium pulvis is the source of this 2709-nucleotide messenger RNA. RefSeq names its product putative GTPase activating protein (Evi5). The transcript is spliced from 2 exons. Bases 1 to 2709 code for a protein of 902 amino acids. NCBI's taxonomy places the organism in Eukaryota, Fungi, Ascomycota, Eurotiomycetes, Eurotiales, Aspergillaceae. The record is from RefSeq and is a predicted model, not a curated record.
AUGGCCGACUCUACGCCCACUUCGCCUACCUCGCCCAAUGGGCCACACGCUCCUAAUCACGAUUCGAUGGUGACAGUUUCGCUGUCCGACAUCCAAUCCAACUCAGAACAUACCCAACCAGCCUGGCGCACCCUCGACAUCCCUCCUACACCAGUAGAAUCAAGCCAUGAAUCCGAUCCCAACCGAAACACCGCCGACUCAUUCGGUCCGAUGCCCCUCCGAGACGCCGCAAAGACCAGCCCACUUCCCUCGGAGCCCUCGACCCCCACCUCCGCAGAGCCCAGACCAUUGGAGGAAGAUGUAGAGCACGAGCUGGAUUGGGAGAACUUGGAUAAAACGGAAGAGCAGGAGCCACGCGGCGAAGGCUCGGAUGAUUCCACUGCUCUGCUGUUGGCUCGAUUGGAACAGGAGAACAAUGCUUUGGCGACAGAUCCCAAAGCUGGCUUAGCGAAUACCCCAAAAAUUCAGAUGCACCACCGCCAGUCCCGGUCCCAAUCGCUUCACCACAUCAAGCGAUUGAUCCGUGAUCCAGCUCGGGCUGAACUACGCUACUCGCAACUUCCACCCCCGCCGAUGACCGAGCUGGAGUUCUGGGCAGCACUAGUGGCGGAUUAUCCGCAGACAGCCCAGCGCUUGCCCACCUUGACUUCGAACAAGAUCCAAGGUGGCGUACCUCCGCCACUGAGAGGGGUGGUAUGGCCGAGCCUGGCCGGGGCUCGCGAUCCUAGUCUCUUGGAUGAGUUCCAGCGACUCUCGGGAGAGAGCAGCCCAUACGAUGGUCUUAUUGGGAAGGAUAUUGGUCGCAGCUUUCCCAACGUGGAGAUGUUUCGGGAUCCCAAUGGUGAAGGCCAACAAAUGUUAGCCCGGGUGUUGAGAUGCUUCAGCUUAUACGAUGCCCAAAUCGGCUACUGUCAAGGUCUGGGAUUCGUGGUUGGUCCUUUGCUCAUGCAUAUGUCAGAUGCGGAAGCUUUUUGUGUGCUUGUGCGUUUGAUGGAUCACUAUAACCUCCGGCAGUGCUACCUGCCAGAUUUGUCAGGUCUUCACCUUCAUGUGUACCAGUUCCAGAACCUUUUGGCACGCCACCGACCGGCCUUGUUUGAGCAUCUAGAGUCGCUGAACGUUGAACCAGUGUAUGUUUCGCAAUGGUUCCUUUCGUUCUUUGCGGUGGCAUGUCCAUUGCCCAUGCUCCUUCGAAUCUACGAUGUCAUUUUCCUCGAGGGCGCUUGUGAGACACUGAUGCGUGUCGCACUUUCUCUGAUGCAGCGAAAUGAGAAAAGAAUAUUAGCAUGUGCUGAGUUUGAGGAUGUUAUGCAAUUGCUUCUAUCGCGAAGUCUAUGGGAUACAUACGCCUUCAAUGCGGAUGAUCUUGUAAAUGACUUCGUAUCGCUAACUUCACUUGUCACUAAAGAGAGCUUGCAGGCUCUAGAGGCCAGUUACAAUCAAUCACAGGGUGUCCCAACGGGCAUCUCUUUCCCACAGAUGCAGGCUGCAGCAUCCCGCUUUUUGGGACGACUGUGGGCGGGUUCAAACAAUCACAACUCUGUCAAAUCUCUGAACCCUAACGCAAGUGCUUCACGCCCCACGAGCUCAAUUCGGCGUUCGACAUCAAAACAAAGCCUUACGUCAACGCUCAACUCAGUCGAAACAACCUCUGAUGCUAGCACUGCCCCAACUGAAUUGUCAGCUGGUACAAACGUUGACGGUCACAAAACUCGUAUUAAAUCAAAUAUGUCCGUCAACCAGAAGGAUCGCGAUCUUCAUACGCAAAUUGAAGAUCUUUUGAUGGCAUUGGGCGAUCUUCAACAUCAACAUGCAGACCUGAGCUUGGAGUUACAGCAGGAACGUGAAGAGCGCGAGGAAGACCAUGCCCUAGCGAAGGAGAUGCUCAAUUACCUUCAGGAGCUUCCAGAAGAGUCACGACCUACGGAGCUUGUCUCAAAGGCACAAGCCCGGUACGCCUCGAACGAACCCAAGCACGCCUCAAUCCCUCAAACAAAACAACAACUCCAGGAUGACAUGACCCGAUGGAAAGGCAUGCACGAGGUGGAAGCCCGUCGAUGCAUGGACCUUUCGCGACGCAUGGACGACUAUGAAAAAGAGAACACUAUUUUGAAGGACCAACUCCGCGAGGCCCGCGGCCGAAUCCAAGAUGGCUACCGUGAUCGACAGCGCUUGGAGCGGAAGAACCAAGAACUUCGCACCCUGAAGACCAAUACAUCCGAACCAAGGACACCACCGGAAAUCGCUUCUCCCGCAUCUGAUACCAGCGAGAAGGCUUCUCCUCGAGGGCUUCGCGAGCUCAAGCUGGCCCGCAGUAACUCCCAGAAGUCUCCCACAUACAAUAAACGCUCCAGCAGCUUGGGCCUUCAAACCGUUCUCACCACCGAAAACAACAAGCCUGCCCCUGAGGAAUCUUUGCUCUUGGAGCUCGUUGCCUCAAAAACAGCUGAAGCCGUGGCUAAGCAGGAACUGGAAGAAGUAAAGGGCAAACUGGAUUCUUUGCGAAAGAUGAUCAGUGCGCCCGCGGCCAACCCCAAUUCGAAGCCCGACAACCGGCAUUCUUUCAUGGGGCGUGCGUCCAACAGGAACAGCAUAUGCAAAGCCUCGACCGAGCCGCUCAAGACUCCAAAUGCUACGCAUAAUGCUGGGGGCGGCGGAUUCUUCAGCGGAUGGGGAAGACGAGCUGCGCCGAGCAACGAGACACCCUAA